AUGCUCGGUGACGUCAGGAAGAAUAUAUCUGCCCUCCAAACUCCGGGCAAUGUAAUAUUAUUGCAGUGCCUCGAAGAGAUUGGCUGUCUGAUUGACCAGUUUGGUCUCAACGUCUGCCAACCCUCUCCCGCGGCUUCGCUUAAGGUGCUCGCCGGACAGAUUAGUGAUCGAGACAGCGGUGUGCGCACAGCUGCCCUCAACUCUCUUGUGGCCGCAUAUGCCAUCGUGGGAGAACCCCUCUGGAAAAUGCUCGGUGAAAUGCCUGAAAAGGAUCGGUCGAUGCUGGAGGAACGUAUCAAGCGCUCCGGCCGCCCGUCAACCGCCGCCUCGAACGCCACUUCUAAACGCUCCGCCUCUGAACGUCCGACAGCCAGUCGCAGUGCCUAA
Dibothriocephalus latus is the source of this 387-nucleotide messenger RNA. The record is from the annotation of a GenBank genome assembly. Lineage: Eukaryota; Metazoa; Platyhelminthes; Cestoda; Diphyllobothriidea; Diphyllobothriidae.